AUGGUUCGAGCGAACAUCCCCCUUCGAGCUUCUGGUAACCUGUUAAGAUUUGUACUGCAUCUUUCUAACACAUGGAUUGGCAGGUUAAUUCUCAACCCUAAAACGAAAAGAAAUACCCACUACAAUUUACUUCACAACUUUGUAAUAGAGGACCCGCCCACAUACGAACCUGUUGUACCAGCCACAGAGCCAAGUGAAGCCAGUGACCCUCUGAAUAUUGAUUUAGACUACCUUAUUCAGCCAGAGAGGAAAGAAAGUAAUGAUUUUAGGUUCAGAACGGUCUCGGAUUAUUAUCAUGCGUACAGGUCAGGUAAGGUGACUCCAGAGGAUGUUGCAGAAUGUGUUAUGGAAGACGUGGAGAAGACAGAGCAGAUGAAACCUAGGAUGAGGAUGCUUGCAGAGUAUGAUGUGGAAGAGGUCUAUAAGAUGGCUAAGGAAUCUACCAUACGAAUCAACAACAAGAAACCUCUUUCAAUCUUUGAUGGGGUUCCAGUUGUCAUCAAAGAAGAACUAGCUGUGAAACCUUACCAUCUACGUAGUGGAACCACGUUCUUAGGCCGUGACCCCGUGAAGGAGGAUUCCACCAUAGCGGCUAAGCUACGCGCCGGUGGUGCUGUAAUCAUAGGAACAUCAAACAUGCAUGAAGUCGGACUAGGUGUUAUUGGUAUGAAUAUCAGUGCGAGCGGUACUGCACGCAAUCCAUAUAACCCUAACCAUUAUCCUGGAGGAAGUUCAUCAGGGUCAGGGGCCUGUGUAGCUUCAGGCCUUUGCCCCAUCGCCAUUGGAACUGAUGGGGGAGGUUCAGUGCGCAUUCCUUCUACGUUAUGCGGCAUUGUUGGGUUGAAGCCAACCUAUGGGCGCUGGUCUCGUCACGGAACUAUGCCCCUGUGUCGUACAGUAUCCGUAGCAGGACCCAUGACGACAUGUGUGCAAGAUACAGCCAUGCUUUUAGAAUACUUAGCCGGUGAGGACCCUGAAGACUCUGCAACAUGGCAUCAACCGACCUUGAAAAUCAAUGACCUUCAAACAAAGAGCUUGAGUGGACUCAAGAUUGGCAUCGACUGGAAACACUUUCGAGAUGCUAAUGCAGAGAUUGUUGCUGAAUGUGAAAAAGCUGUUAUUUACUUAGAGAAGCAAGGAGCAGAGCUGGUAGCUAUUAACAUCCCUGAGUGUGAGGAGAUGAGGAUGGCCCACGCUCUCCUUAUAUCAACUGAGAUGUAUUCUUUCCUUCAAGAAGCUUUCAGAGAUAAUUUCCAUGACUUUGUUGGUGAUACUGCUCUGGUCCUUACUAUGGCUUCUUCUGUCAAUGCAGUGGAGUACAUCAAUGCCAACAAGCAGAGGACAAGAACCAUGCAUUACCUCAAACAGCUCUUCAGACAGGUUGAUGUCAUCGUCUGCCCAGGUUGUGGGGUCACUGCACCAAGGAUUCAACCAGGUGACCUUGAAUAUGGUGUCAAUGACACUGCUAUGACCAUUGAUGUCAUGAGGUUUUCCCCACUGGCUAACAUAUCAGGCAUCCCUGGGCUGGUCGUCCCGGUGGGCUACGACGCUAAGAACCUCCCCAUUAGUCUCCAGAUCAUGGGUCCCUGGUGGGAGGAAGGCCGCCUCCUGAGGGUAGGGGCGGUGGCAGAGAGGAUGCUUGCAAGGAAGCACCAACCACAGGUCUACUUCGAUGUCCUCAAAGAAGCUAUGAGUUCACCAUGAUCCUUCAAAGUUCAAAUUAUACAUUUUGGGGCCCGUUUCAUAAAGGACUUGCAACUGUUGUAAAUUUGCCAUUAUGGCAACUACCAUGGCAACCUUGAUUCUGAUUGGCUGAUGAGCCAUGUCGCCAUGGUAGUUGCCAUAAUUGCAAAGUUACAACAGCUGUAAGUCCUUUAUGAAACGGGCCCCAGAUUAGCUGAUAGUAAACUUGUUAUAGCAAGUCUUUAUUAAACAGGACCCUUAUUCAAUUGUCAGCUCUGAGGAGCUCUGAUUGGCUGGGAACCACUGGACUCUGUCUGUUACUAUGACAACUGUCAGAGAAUGAUUGAUCAUUUAGUGCUGACAACUUUUGUGAAAUGGUGACAAGGUCUGCCAUUGUACUAAGACAAUGGAUCAUGUUACUGCCAUGAAAAGUUACGCAAUGAGCUCGUGUGAUGCUAUCUAUAAUUCACAUUAUUUGUUUUCAAAUUAUUUCACUGGCAAUUUCAAUUUCUGCCAAUUAUUUGUUUUCUGACAAUUAUUAUUGAUGUGCAAUGUGCUGUAUUUGGAACUCAGGGCAAAAUCAUGAUAUAUAUACCCAUGAGAUUUUAAAGAAACUAGAUAUAGGUGUACUAUUUAAUCUGUUGUAUACUGAAUCUGGAUGAUUCUUGUAUAUAAAGCCUAUGGGAAUUAAAGAAGUCAAUAGGAAUAUGAGCUCUAAACCUUCUCAAAUCUAGGAAUCUGUUGACAGUGUCAUUGACAGGGUUCCCAGCCCAUCAGGGAAAAUUAUUUUACAUUUUUCAAGUUGGGGAAAAAUCAGGGAAUUUGAUAAAAAAUACCUCAAAUCAGGGGAAAAUGCCUCAAAUGAGGAAAAAUCAGGGAAUUUUGUUCAGCCCAAAAGUCGAAAGCACGGUAGUCAGUCAGACUCUGUUAUAUUUUGUUGCAUAUCAAAACAGUAUCCAUUAAAUGACUGGUUAUGGUGGUAAUAAUUAGUUUGUAGAUUACGUGUUUCCUCCGUUUCAAAAUACCCCACUAGCUUAUAACACACGAACCCCAUUGCCUUGCGUGUUAUGUCAAUGGGAGCUCAAGUGGGGUAUUUACCACCCCACUUUCAGUUUUGAGGAGAGUUUUCAUUUCUCUCGUUCAAACUGGGAGGGGUGGACUGACAGCUGGUAAGAGCUCUUAACACACCGCAACAGCAACAAUUCCUGCAAAGGAUUGCUGAUAUCGGGAUGGGGGAGGGGUCGGUGAGAAUGGUUAGGAACUCGAAAUUGGGGUUAUUAUAGUUGAAACGAGAAUUUUCAAAUGAAUUCACUGCAACAGCUUAGAAAACAUGCGAACCUGGGAAUGGGUUGAAAUAAAAUUAUCAGGGAAGUUUUAAACUUAAUCAGGGAAAAAUCAGGGAAUUUUGUUUUCUUGAAAAGCUUGGAACCCUAAUUAACUGAUCGACAAUAAUUUAUCUGUAUGGAAAAUGAAACCGUCCAAAUCACGCGUUUAUAAUUUUGCAUUGUUAUGUGAAUGAUUUGUGUACCUUUUAUGUUGAAGACAUGGCUACAUUUCCUUCCAUUCCCAUAGGUUGAACCUGGAGAGCAUUUCAUGAAACAAGGAGAAAUAGGUUUUUGUUAUAAGCUACUGAAAUCCUUGCAUCUGAUUGGCUCAGAACAAAUUUGUCAGUGAAAAAUCACUUAUGAAAUGCUUCAUGAAAUAGAAAUACUCCAUAGGUUUUGCUGUGCUGUGAAUCAUUUGUACCAGAAUUGUGUCCACACAAUAUUGUCCCUGUCCUUAUAAAGUGACAUGUGAUUGUGAAACUAAAACAAAUUAAGUGUAGAGUAAAUUGCUCUUAUGAUUCAAACCAUACUCUGUGACAUUGAUUUAUGAAGGGUGAAUAGAUUCUAGGUAUUAGAAUAAAGCAUAUUCUGAUGUGUAUAUCUCAGUUUAUAUAGUUUACAUAAUGUUUCUGGCAAAUUUAGAAUUAGCACGACUGUCUCUAUGUGGGAAUGCAAUCGAGUGAAGGAUCCCAGAAUGGCAUGUGUACAACACAUCUGCCUUGGUAUCUGCACAGUAUACCAGUAUUUCUAUAGUAGCUGCACGAUAUGUAUAAGUCAUCAUUAUUAUGUGAAAUAUGAAAUAUUCAAAUUUUUUCCCUGUUGUCGUGUGAAACAACGAUUAAUUCUUCUCUGAACAUGUGCAAUUAGCAUUGUUUAAUACUAUAUGGUUCAAUCAAGUUGGUCUUUAUCGUCAAAUGUGUAAAAAAUGAAAUAUUGUAUAAUUCAAACAAUAAAAAACAAAAGAAUUAGCGAGUGAGGGACAUCAUCGACUUUCUCAUUUGCAUAUCACUGAGUUGUGCAUAUCACUGUUUUGUGAAAAAUAAGCAAAACUUUAAAAUGUCAUAACUUUCUUAUUUUACAUCUAAUUUUGAUGAAAUUUUCAGCAUAAUGCUGGUUUGAUUUUUUUUCUAUUUAUUCAAAUCAAAAUUUUUCUUGGGUGGACUUGACCUUUAAAUUACUACAGAACAUAUUAGGCUUUUGGGAUUUUUCACAAAGUAAUGGUUUGAUGGGGGUGAAUGUAAAACGUUGGGGACUGAUAGCUGUGAAAACUGGAAAUCCCUCUUACUACAUAUUGAUAUUACUUUAGUGACACAAUGAGGCAUCACCUUUGACCCAAAUUCUUUGAAAAGUUAAAGAUGUUCAUGAAUAAUCCCCCCCCCUCCUUUAAAAUUUGUGAUGUUGCUUGCGUCAGUCACUUGUGAUAAGAUUGUCUUUGUUUCUUACCUUUGUAAAAGGUAUUAGUUUACUACUGUGUACUAAUUUUGUUAGCUGAUUUUUUUAUAAAUUGUUUGUUGAUGUUGAGAUUUGCUAUUCAUUUUAGGACACUGCCAAAUUAUCAUUUUAUUUUGCCAUCCUCUUUCACUUUAAAUCAGGGAUUUAUGCAAAAUAUUGGCUAUGUUGUGUUCAUGAUCUCUUUAUCCUAUUUUAAUAUGUUUAUAUUCUGUUGACUUUUAGGACGGUAUAUGUAUGUUAGCAUUGAGGUUUGAGACGAUGUCAUAAAUUUGCAAUUAUUGAUGA
This is a messenger RNA of Lytechinus pictus (painted urchin), 4745 nucleotides long. RefSeq lists its product as uncharacterized. Bases 1 to 1704 code for a protein of 567 amino acids. The transcript is spliced from 15 exons. Gene Ontology annotation, molecular function: catalytic activity. Lineage: Eukaryota; Metazoa; Echinodermata; Echinoidea; Temnopleuroida; Toxopneustidae. The record is from RefSeq and is a predicted model, not a curated record.